Molecule: messenger RNA, 468 nt
Organism: Diatraea saccharalis (sugarcane borer)
Lineage: Eukaryota; Metazoa; Arthropoda; Insecta; Lepidoptera; Crambidae
Source: the annotation of a GenBank genome assembly
AUGUGUGAAAAUCUCAAAGCCGACCGCAUACGGUGCGAAGCGUGCCGAACAAUCAAUUUAGCGAAACAUGUUAAAUAUCCAAAACCAGAUAUGCAAUUAUAUGAUAAAUGUAGCCCUGCGCAAAGAAUAGACUGCUCUCAAAUACCAGAACUUCCUAUCCGUCCCACCUGUAUCAAAGUUUGUACUAAAGAGGAGUACAACUUAAGAAAAAGUGGUAAAAAAACUGUCACAAAAAUACCGGUGCCAUAUUAUCCACAUGGAAAGCUCAUGUAUGCUGUCAAAGCUGGAAUCCUAGUAGGUGCUGUUUAUUUCACGUACACACAAGGAAUAUGGGGUAACCAACAAGACACCACAGAGUGCAUCCGACGCUGGCAAGAGUACUUUCGCAGCAUUAACACUAGAAGACCGCCUUCCUUCGAUCAAUGUGGCCGUAUAAUCGUACGUAUGAAAUUAGAAUGGCUACUAUAG